CAUCGCUGUACACUCAGCCUGUGCCAGGUGGGUGUGAUUAUCAACUAGGUACCUGGUCCACCAUUGUGCCUGUGUCUCCAUUAUUCCUUCAUUGCAUCCUGCUGUUUAUUCUUAGGAACCGGAUUUGCUGUACUGGCCUAUCAGCGAAUGGAGUUUCCUCCACCACGCUACUGGAAGGCUGCAGCACACUAGGUAUUAAUCGAGCGCAUGGUUGGCCGAUAGUGCUGCCUGCCACCAAUCUUUCUCACUGCGCGUCGAACUCUCAACCCCAUCACCCGGAUUAGUCCAUGGCCACAGCUCCAUCCAGAGACGAUCGGCGAAUCAUCUUGCACUUUGAUUAUGACUGCUUCUACGCCGCCGUCUUUGAGGUCGAGCAGCCGGUGCUGAAGACGCUGCCGUUGGCCGUGCAGCAGAAGCAGAUCGUGGUAACCUGUAACUACGAAGCACGACGGAGGGGGCUACGCAAGCUCCAGCUGAUCAGGGAAGCCAAACAGGUCUGUCCGGACGUCGUCAUUGUCUUGGGCGAGGACCUGACCCGCUUUCGCGAUGCCUCCAAGCGGCUUUUCCUCUAUCUGCGAUCUUUCGUCUGGGGGGACAAGGUCGAACGGCUCGGCUUCGAUGAGGUGUUCAUGGACGUGACCGAGAUGAUCGAUUACAACGUUGGCCUGCUCAACCGCCAUGAUCUGGAAAACUCGUUCUUCCAUCUUGACCGGCAGGAACCCACAGUGGGUUUCACCUACAAUGCCACUCAGGAGCACGGGUCCACUUACCCGGCGGAUCUGAAUUUAACGUCUGUAGACCUAAGCUCGAACGGGGCGGUUUCAGGGCUCUACACGCGGCUGCUCGUGGCCUCGCACUUGGCAGGCUUCCUGCGAGGCCAACUCGAGUUCCAUUUGGGUUACACGGCCACAGUGGGGAUCUCAACCUCCAAAUUGCUCGCCAAGUUGGUAGGUAACACACAUAAACCGAACAACCAGACCACCCUUCUUCCACCGUACGACGCGAAAUCAGGCGCAUUGGGGAGUAAUGUGGUGGCCUUUCUUGAUGGACAUGAGAUCCGGAAGAUUCCCGGGCUGGGCUCCAAGCUGACUCGGAAAAUCACCGCUUACCUUACCAAAGCUGGCGCACAAGCCAGGUCAGCCAUCCCCCCUGGCUCUGCCAAAGAGUCUGAUGAGCCAAAGACCGUUCGUGAAGUGCGGCUGUGUUCCGGUAUGGGACCAGCCCUGCUGGACCGUAUAUUAGGCGGACCAGGUGCCCCCCGAGAUAUUGGUGCGCGGGUCUGGGGCUUGCUGUAUGGUGUUGAUCCUUCGCCGGUCAUCCCGGCGGGCGAUGUACCCACCCAGAUCAGUAUCGAGGACACUUAUGGGCGUCUGGAUACUCUGGAAGAAGUUCGGAAGCAAUUGGUCUCUUUGACCGCUAGUCUUCUCCGCCGCAUGCGAACCGACCUGACGGAGCAGGACCUCGAGGUAGAUGCAGGGCCUGAUCAACCUGUCCACAGCUUGGAACCCGUGGAGAAGUCCUCGACCCGAUGGCUGGCUCGCCCUCGAACACUGCGCCUGUCUACGCGGCUUCGGAAUUCGGGUACGGAGGGUGUGCGGCCGGCUCAUCGGACCUCGCGCUCUGAGCCGCUCCCUGCAUAUGUGUUUGCCCUAGAUGAAGCUAUCGAUGCUCUGGCAGAGCGAUUGAUGCAUGAUUCCCUGGUAUCCAUGUUUCGCAAAUUGCACCCGGAGAAAUCGGGCUGGGACCUCCAAUUAAUGAAUGUUGCGGUAACGAAUAUGGUUGAAGGGGCCGGCGAUAGGAAACAGAGCAGUGGACGCGACAUCGGAAAGAUGUUCCAGACUCAAAGAACAGGGACCAAUGAAUUUCCUCAUGCACAGUAUGCGGACGUGCCCAUUUCAGAGACAAAGAAAACCAUUGCCGGGUUUCGCCCUGAGGCCAGUCCUAAAACUGAGGCACCCCGCCGGAAUGUUGUAGAUCAUCCUGUUGGAGAUGUGGCUUGGGAGGAGAGCGAUGAGGAAGAGGGCAUGCUCUGCAUAGCCUGUGAGAUCUGUGGUGCCUCGAUUCCUCAUUUCGCGCGAGAGGCGCAUGUUCUAUACCACGCAGCUCCGGAUUGAUAAUCCUUGGGGUUUUGGGGUUAAACAUCAGGAAGUGACGCAUUGCCAUGGAGACGAUGUCAUCAUGUGUGCAUUCGAUUCAUGGUAUAAUUCAAACAUUUUGCAAGCGUUUUUCUGUAGCAAUUGCAGUGGCUGCCGAUGAGGUUUCCAGCCAAGAGACAGAGAGAGAGAGACAGAGCAGGAAGUUAAUAGCAUAGAAAGAGAGAAUGAUA
Messenger RNA from Aspergillus uvarum CBS 121591, 2326 nucleotides. RefSeq names its product putative DNA polymerase iota. The record is from RefSeq and is a predicted model, not a curated record. Lineage: Eukaryota; Fungi; Ascomycota; Eurotiomycetes; Eurotiales; Aspergillaceae. The coding region runs from base 288 to 2114 and encodes 608 amino acids. Gene Ontology annotation, molecular function: DNA-directed DNA polymerase activity; damaged DNA binding. Gene Ontology annotation, biological process: translesion synthesis. The transcript is spliced from 3 exons.